AUGGUUGACUUGCAAAUAGAACACAUUGGACAGCCCAUAAAUAAGUCUAUGCUUUCCGUGGGCACAGAAAUUGUCAAAAAGAAUAUGAAGAAUAUACUGGAUGGUGUAUUCUCAUACUCCACAGGAAAAGAGAUAGAUAUUCCUAUUAUUUCCAUUAUGAAAUCUCUUGUGAUUUCGGUUGGAAUUAUUUCCUUAAUGACAGGCGUACUUUCAAUAACCUGCCGGCUGGCAAGUGGCUGUAAGUCUUUAAUUGACAUGCACAGGGAAAAAAUAUUCAUGAAGCAACAAGCCAUAGUGGGCCCACAGAUAAAUAAUGUGACUGUAAACUCAAAGAGAGAAGAAUAUUUACGUAUUAUAUACAAUGGAUUAAUCCUAGUAUUCAUGGUUAUUUUUUGCAGUUUUGUAUGCCGUAUAAUUUGGUCUACAAUUAUAUACGGGUUCAAUGAGAUAAAUGUACCAUUAUUCCCUGGGAUACUUUCUGUUGUACUCUCUGUACUUUUGCUAGUGUCUUGUGAAUUUGUUAUCUGGGUUAUAUCAAAGAUUGCAAAGACCCUUGAUGUCCAGACUGCAUAUCCUCAUUUACGUGUUAUUUCCAUUGCCUUUAUGUUUUUGGUCUCUUAUGGGUUUGUAUUCCAGGAAGUAAUGGCUGCAUACUCUCAGGUGGUUGACUUUGGUCUAUGCAGUUUCUCAAAUAUUCAUGCCCUAACUGCCAUUUUCUUCUUGUUUUGGUUGUUCUUCUUUACACUUUCCGUUAUAUAUUUCUCUUUGUUAUCUCUUACCUUCGGGUUUGAACACACUAUGUCCUACGUGAAGGAGACAUUUUCGCAGAGUUACAUGCGCCCUACUACUUUCUCUGUGGCGUAG
Messenger RNA from Nematocida ausubeli, 864 nucleotides. RefSeq lists its product as uncharacterized. The coding region runs from base 1 to 864 and encodes 287 amino acids. NCBI's taxonomy places the organism in Eukaryota, Fungi, Microsporidia. The record is from RefSeq and is a predicted model, not a curated record. The transcript has a single exon.